AUGCAAACGUGGCUUGCAGAAAAAAAUAUUCAGUUUGACGAAUCAAUGAAAAAAAUUGAACUGUACGAUCUUAUUUUAAAAAAUAAGGACAGAUUCAAGAGGUUCGUUAUUGACGAACUGAUUCAAUCAAAAGGGUUUGAAAUUCUACGACUACCACCUUAUCACCCGGAACUAAAUCCAAUUGAAAAUAUAUGGGGGAUAUUAAAAAACUACGUGGCUAAUAAAAAUGUUUCACAAAAUUUUACAUCCAUUAUGUCACUUAUAAAUGAACGACUCGAAAUGAUUGAUAGUACUAUGUGGGCAAAUGCAUGUCGGCAUGUUGAAGACACAGAAAAACAGUAUUUGCAAUAUUUUGACAUGGACUUUGAAUUUAUUAUUUCUGUUAAUGACUCUGAUUCAGAUGAAAGUGAAUCUAUGGAGAUGAGUGAAUAG
Messenger RNA from Parnassius apollo (apollo), 432 nucleotides. The record is from the annotation of a GenBank genome assembly. Lineage: Eukaryota; Metazoa; Arthropoda; Insecta; Lepidoptera; Papilionidae.